AUUCACAACCCGUCCACCACUUGAAAUCGAAACUGGUGGCCUGGGUAGGUGCGUCAAAGCUCUCUCUUAGUAUGAAAGGUGAGCAUGAUUUAUUGAGCCAUUGGCACAUUGCAGCACAUAUAUUCCCCUCCUCACCAAAAUCCACACGACACGAACGGCAAACCGCGCCGAACGCGAAAGACGCCGCGCUUUUGUUGCCAUGCCGAUGACAUGUAAACAUGGAACGGGUCGUUCGAGUUGAUAUACCGCCUCGGAUAGACGAUAAUGCCAUCGUUGGCACGGGCUUGUCAUCCUGGGUGCUCCGGGUGGAUGCUGUCGCCAAGUGCUACACUAAUCCAGAUGAAAGAGACAGGGAGGUUGCCAUAUAUGAACGCCUCGGUCGGCACAAGUCAAUUCUCCCAUACUAUGGCACAUUCGAAGCAAGUGUGCUCUUGCAAUUUGCCUCUCACGGCACAGUUCGACAGUACCUGGACUGUUCGCACAACAUGCCCCCGCUGGCCAUGAGAUUACUUUGGGCGGAACAAGUGACAGAAGCAAUCUCUUUCCUGCACUCGAAGGGGAUAUUCCAUUGCGACAUCUCAUAUGACAACAUUUUCCUGGAUGCUAGCUGCAAUGCUCUUCUUGGCGACUUUGCAGGAUCUUCGAUUGAUGAGAAAGAGCCCUUUGGGUGGUAUGGGACCAGCCACUCUCACCCUGAUGCUGAGGAGCCGUCGAUCCAGAGUGAGAUUUUUGCUCUGGGCAGCACUUUCUUUGAAAUUAUGACUGGGAAGAAUCCCUUCGAGGGCCGAAAGAGUAAUGAGGUGGAGAGAGCCAUCAGGUCAGGAGACUUCCCUUCCUUGGAUCAUCUACCCGCGUUGCGCACUGUUGUCUCCAAUUGCUGGAGAGGCGAGUACGCAACAGCCAACGAGCUACUACAGGAAGUGAGAGACGAAGCGGGAUCACGAUGCCUCCUAGUCGACCAACGACAGGAACAAGAGCCUCACAGCUGCCAAUCAUGCAUGUUAAGGUAUACAUGAAGUAAGGUAUCGGAUAUCAAUAUCGGGCGCCCAGGAACUGCAAUUUCAGGAGUACCUAGUCGCAAGGCAAAGCGAAGACCAGAGUAUAGGUACAGAACGACGCAGAACCGGAGCAAGCAAACGAUCCCGUGGUGGAGUCCGUGACCGGGUCCUCUACAUAUUUUGGACGCAUACUGUUUGUAAUGUCGAUUGACUACCUUACACUUCGCUGCCUAACAGGGCGAUGCCAUUCGCGAUGUGUCAGCGGAGCCGCGAACUGAAUCGGUGGCCUGCUGGUGGUCCGUCCUUGGUCAUACUGAGUCAACGUGCUUUGACGUCCUGCAUUCCACUCUUUUAUGGAAAAUAUAAACAAGCCCCGC
Messenger RNA from Sodiomyces alkalinus F11, 1375 nucleotides. RefSeq names its product kinase-like protein. The transcript has 2 exons. Gene Ontology annotation, molecular function: ATP binding; protein serine/threonine kinase activity. Bases 219 to 1016 code for a protein of 265 amino acids. Gene Ontology annotation, cellular component: cytoplasm. Gene Ontology annotation, biological process: protein phosphorylation. The record is from RefSeq and is a predicted model, not a curated record. Lineage: Eukaryota; Fungi; Ascomycota; Sordariomycetes; Glomerellales; Plectosphaerellaceae.